Messenger RNA from Nasonia vitripennis (jewel wasp), 12383 nucleotides. It is a transcript of the gene Hml, whose product is annotated as hemocytin. The record is from RefSeq and is a predicted model, not a curated record. Gene Ontology annotation, molecular function: chitin binding; protein binding. NCBI's taxonomy places the organism in Eukaryota, Metazoa, Arthropoda, Insecta, Hymenoptera, Pteromalidae. Gene Ontology annotation, cellular component: extracellular matrix; extracellular region. Bases 131 to 12085 code for a protein of 3984 amino acids. The transcript is spliced from 38 exons.
GCGCAGGAACGCGCCAGUACAUGUAACGCGAGAAGGGCAAGCGCUUCCGGAUUGAAUUUUGAAUAUACUUGCACGUUAUAAGCGAAGGUGACGAUGAUCGGGCUGUGAGUUUUCUCGUUAGCGUUUCAAUAUGUUGCGAGAACUGUUCCUUGCGAGCUUUUUCGCGGGGGUGAUUCUGCUCGUUACUGCCGAGGACGUCGAUUUAUUAGCGCAAAACGCUGAUUUUGAAGCGAACGACGAGCCGUACGUGAAGACUAACAGGAGAUACAAACCGUCGUACAAGACAGUGAAAAAGUUUAGUAGUACUAAUAGCAAAGAGGCGAAACACAGCGGUGGAAAGGAUAUCACGUACGCUGGGGGAUGUCUCUCUCGACCUACUGUUCCUGUAAACGGAAACCUAAGCUGUUCCUCUGACGGAGGUUGCCGAGCAGCUUGCGCUUUGGGCUACAGAUUUCCCAAUGGAGAACACGAGCUUGCGAUUGUGUGCCACGCAGCGCAAUGGAAAAUUCAAGGAGCCGAGUACAGUGCUGUUCCCCACUGCGAACCGAUCUGCCUUCCGGAAUGCCAAAAUAACGGGAUCUGCGAGGCCCCGAAUAAAUGUUUCUGCGCGGAGAACUUUUCUGGACCGCAGUGCCAAUUCGAGAACAAUCCCUGUUUGAAUCCGCCGCCUAUGAUUCGUAACGCCCAGAGUAAAUGCAAUUCCAAGAGAUGCACGAUUACUUGCUACGAGCACUUUGCCUUCCCCGAUGGAUCGUCCGUGGCUAACAUGGCCUGCAAGGAGGGGAACUGGGUACCAACAGGACAUCGGGGUUGGACCUCCGUACCCGAUUGCAAAGCCGUUUGCGAUCCACCGUGUAAGAACGGAGGUAUCUGUCUACCUCUCAACACCUGCCAGUGUCCGCAGGAUUACCGAGGACCGCAGUGUCAAUAUCGCUCAGAUACCUGCACAGGCUCGAAGCUGGGCUUCAACGGCGGCUUCGAGUGCGGCACCAAAGACGAGAACUCGUACUCCUGUCGACUGAGCUGUCCCGACAACGUAGACUUUGAGUUCCCUCCAGCAGCGGAGUACGUCUGUCGUUACGACAGCGGCGGUAAAUUCGAGCCUCAACCUAUUCCCCAGUGUCAGCCACCUGAAGGCUCGAGACUCGUUUCGGUCGAACACUCGUCGUUCUAUACGGUGACCAACCAUACCUGGAACAUCCAAGGCACCAGCAGUUUCCAGGCCAACUCGGCGGCAUCGGCGCUAAAUCACUUUGGCUAUUCUGAGAGUACUCACGGUAGCAGUGGCAUCGAGAUCAUCAAAACCGGGGGAGGAAGCGAGAGUGGAAGCGGGAUGAUCAGCGGAGGAAUACAAGAAAACAGAGCUACUGUUGGACAUAACGAGAUGCAGAGGGUCGAGAGAAUUCCCGAAGCUGGAAGCUGCUUUGCUUGGGCUGGGGUGCACUACAAGACGUUCGAUGGACUGAUUUACAGUUUUCAAAGCAGCUGCGCUUACACCCUCCUAAAAGACACCCGAGACGGUCUCUUUACGAUCACUGGACAAAUCGACCCAUCCUGUCGCAAGUCAAACAUCACCAGCUCCUUCGACUGUCCCCUCGUCAUCCGCAUCUACAUCCAGGGUAAGGAGUACAGUCUCUCUCGAAAUUACGUCACGGGUAUGCCAGAAUUCCGAAGUACAAAGAAGGUCAUGCCGAUUCCGUCGCAAUUGGCGCACUUGAGAGUAGAAGCGGCUCACGCCGGACAGUUUCUGGUGGUAUCGCUCGACGCCGUCGGUCUCAAGAUCAAAUGGGACGGCAGCAAAAUGGUACAGCUUGAGGCUGCUCAGUCGCUCUGGAAGAGAACGGACGGCUUGUGCGGUAAUAUGAACGGAGAUAAGGAGGAUGAUUUCGGUGAGGCAAACAAGAGCAUUUUGAGCCUGGCGAGCAAGUGGAGGGUCGAGGAUAUUGGUGAAAAGUGCGAGGAAUACCCGUCCCACGAUAACCCCUGCUCCACGGAUCCUGAACUCGAACGCACUGCCAGCGAGUUCUGUGAAAAACUGUUGCUCGAUCCGCGCUUCAAGCAUUGCGACAAGUACGUUGAUUUCGCUGAAAUCAAGGCUACCUGCCAACGAGACUACUGUUCCUGCGGUGCCAACGACAGGAGACAUUGUUCCUGCGACACUGUGGCUGUUUAUGUGAGGCAGUGCGUGCACAAGGGUCAGAUAUCCGUUCAGGGCUGGAGAGAUAUCGCCACUUGCCCGAUGCCGUGUAAGAAUGGCAAGAUCUACAACUCGUGUGGUCCACGUAUUCAAGCCUCCUGCGGUGCGUCGGAACAACUCAGUGAACAUACCAUUGAUUCUUCCAAUUGCGAGGAGGGUUGCUUCUGUCCCGUGAACACUGUAUUACACGAGGGUCGUUGCAUCUCCCCGGAAGAGUGUCCCUGUCGACUUCGUGGUAAAUCGUUUGCACCGGGUUCCGUCGUGCCCAAGGACUGCAACACCUGCGUUUGUAUGAAGGGCCAAUGGACAUGCACUGAGAGCAAGUGCGGAGCCAGAUGUUCCGCCGUGGGAGAUCCUCAUUACACGACCUUUGACGGCAAGCGAUAUGAUUUCAUGGGCAAAUGCUCGUACUAUCUGGUCAAGGCUGAUAACUAUAGUGUAGAGGCGGAGAAUGCUGCCUGCACUAGUGCUAUUUCCGAGAUGAUGGGAUUCACGCGAACAUUCCAAGACGGAGAGCCGUCCUGCACUAAAGCCGUGACGAUUCGCAUCAACGACGUGGCCAUAAAGCUCAAGCAAAACCACGAGAUACUAGUGAACGGCGAGGACGUAACUAAGCUUCCUAUGUUGGCUGGCGGUGCUAGAGUCCGAAUCGUUAGCAGUAUUUUCCUCGGCGUUGAGCUACCGAACGGACUUGAAGUUCUCUGGGACGGAGUUUCCCGUGUCUACGUCAAUGCUCCCGCUCAUUUCCGAGGCCAAACAAAGGGUCUGUGCGGUACUUUCACUUCCAAUCAGAAGGACGAUUUCCUCACACCCGACGGAGAUGUAGAACAAUCCGUGGUGCCCUUUGCCAACAAGUGGAAGACGAGCGAGCAGUGCGAAGACGUGAAAAAAGAGUCUGACCACCCUUGUGACCUAAAUCCCCAGAAGCGAGCUGCUGCUGAGAAGUACUGUUCAGCUUUGAAGAAAGAGUUCUUCCUUGGUUGUCACUGGCACGUGGACCCUGAACCGUUCUACAAGGACUGUCUGUACGACAUGUGCGCCUGCGAAGCAACUGUCGAGAGUUGUCUUUGUCCGACUCUCGCCGGAUAUGCCAAGGACUGCGCGCAAAUCGGAGUGAUCAUACCCUGGCGCCAGCAGGUACAGGAGUGUCAGCUUCACUGUCCCGGAGAUCAAGAGUACCAGAUGUGCGGUAGCAGUUGCACGAGAUCUUGCGCUGACAUUUCUUUCCACAACGAGUGCAAAGAGGAGUGUGUAGAGGGCUGCAACUGUCCUAAAGGUUUCACCCUCGACGUCAACGGCGACUGCAUCCCCAUCGGUCAGUGUCCCUGUAGCUACGGUGGACUGGAGUUCUUAGCAGGUUACAGAGAAGUCAGACCUGGAACCAAAGGUUUGGAGCUUUGCACCUGUGCAGGUGGCAUUUGGAACUGCCAGAUAGCAACGCCCGACGAGAUUCACCAGUACCCGACGAUCGCGAAUCUGAAAAACAUGUGUAGUGCCACGAGACACCAAGAAGUCACGACCUGCGAGCCCGCAGAGCCGCGUACUUGUCGCAACAUGCAUCAACCUAUUUCCCAGAGUCCUGCUAUCUGCAGACCUGGCUGUGUCUGUAAGCCUGGUUAUGUGCUCGACCUGCCCAGCGGCGAGUGUGUCAAGCAGAGCGAAUGUCCUUGUUAUCACGGUGGACAGAGCUAUAAGGAGGGCGCAGUCAUGCAGGAAGAGUGCAAUACAUGCAAGUGCAGCGCUGGAAAGUGGAACUGCACCAACAUCGUAUGCCCAGGUAUCUGUUCGGUAUGGGGCGACUCCCACUACAAGACCUUCGACGAUCGGCAAUUCGAUUUCCAAGGCGCCUGUGACUACGUUAUGGCCAAGGGUAAACUCAGCGAUACCGAGUCCUUUGACGUUUCGGUUCGCAGCGUCGCUUGCGGUACCACCGGAAUCACUUGCUCGAAAUCGAUUACGCUCACUGUUGGCAAGACCGGCAAUGGCGUCAAUCAGGAAAGCGUUACUCUUACACGCGGCAAGAGCCUCAGCGCUGAGAAUUUCAAAGGCCUAGGCCGCAUAGCCAUGCGACGAGCUGGUCUCUUCGUUUUCCUGGACGUGCCGGAUCUAGGACUCGUGAUACAGUGGGACGAGGGUACCCGCGUCUAUGUGCGCCUGGACGUCAAGUGGAAAGGCCGCACAAAGGGUCUCUGCGGUGACUUCGACGACGACGCCGAGAACGAUUUCAAGACACCAUCGGGUGGUGUGUCCGAGGCUUCGGCCGGUCUCUUUGCCGAUUCCUGGAAGAUGAGCGAACUAUGCGCCGAGACCACCGACCAGCAGACGGACACUUGCGCCAAGCAUCCGGAGCGCAAGCUCUGGGCUACGCAACGCUGUCGGGUUAUGAAAUCUUCUUUGUUCGAACCGUGUCACUCGGAAGUUCCUCCUGAAGCAUAUAUCGAGAGGUGUGUCCUGGACGCCUGCGGCUGCGACGAUGGAGGCGACUGCGAGUGUCUCUGCACGGCGAUCGCUGCUUAUGCGCAGGAAUGCAAUGCUCGGGGUGUACCGAUUCAGUGGCGCAGUCAGAAGCUCUGUCCAAUUCAGUGCGACGAGACUUGCUCGAACUACUCUCCCUGCGUUUCGACAUGUCCACGUGAGACCUGUGACAACUUAGCGACGCGCGGAGACUCUCUUCAUCUUUGCGACCAGGACACCUGCGUCGAGGGCUGUCUACCCAAGCCUUGUCCUGAGGGUCAAAUCUACUUGAAUGGAUCUUACUCCGAGUGUGUGCCGAAAGCCGACUGUCGCAUUCUCUGUAGUGUCAUUGAUGGCGUUAAGUAUUACGAAGGCGACAAGCUUGGAGGAGACGAGUGCCAUUCGUGCUUCUGCAGUAGAGGAAAGAUCGUCUGCAAGGGAGAGCCUUGCGCUAAGACCACGAUUGCGACGACAACGACUACGACUAUGGCGCCUACAGUCACGAAACCUUCUUCGGAAUUGGGAGAGCAGACAAAGCAGUGCAAGAGCGGUUGGACGAGCUGGUUCAACAGGGAUUUGCCGAAGAACGACGGUUUUCGCAGUGACAUUGAAAACAUACCAACGUUGAUCGAACUACUAGAGAUCGAAGGAUCUCCGGCUUGCGAGAAGGAUCGUAUGGUAGACAUUCAGUGCCGAACCGUCGAUGGCCAAGUAUCGUAUAAAGACGUCGGCAUCAACGUCGAGUGCAGCCUAGAAAACGGUCUUCUCUGUCUGCCCUCUAAAAAGCCCAAGCAGACUUGUCCCGACUUCGAAAUCCGCGUCCUCUGUCGUUGCGAAAGUGCCCCGAUAGUCGUACCACCGACUCCUUCCGCUGAUCUCUGUCAGCUGACUGAGCCUUACAGAGCCGUUGCCGACAACUGCUUCGACUUCUUACAGUGUAGUGUUGGUCUGAAUGGCAACGAAUGGGUCCAAAAAACCUGCGGUCCCGGUACCAUGUUCAACGAGAACCUUCAGGUCUGUGACUGGCCAGCUAAUGUGGCCGUCGUCAGACCGGAAUGCGGUGAAAAUAAGAAGAGGAAACUGGUGCAUCACCAAUGCAAGGACGGCGAGCACUGGAGCGAAUGCGCGAUCCAGUGCAGCAAAACCUGUUCGUACUACAACCACAUUCUGACCAAAGACGGCGUCUGCAACAAGACAGUAGACUGCGUGCCCGGUUGCGUACCGGACGACAGAGUGGAUUGCGCCUCGAGUAAUUACUUUUGGAGGGACCGACACACGUGCGUCGAUCGAUCGGGCUGUAUUUGCAAAGGAGACGAUGGUGAGCCGAUAACGCCCGGUUUUAUGGUCAAGGUAUCAGAGUGCAAGAGUUGCCAGUGUAUCAAUGAUUAUUACACGUGCGACGAGUCGGCCUGUGAGACUAACAGCGUGGAGACUGUAAACUACAAUGUCACCAUGACGAACGUUACACAAACAAAACAAGAAAUAAAAACCAUCAUAGUACCGAGCACCGCCUCACCACCCGCCGAGUGUCCACCGGAGAACUACAUUUGGUUGGUCGAAAGCUCGCCUUUCGAGACAACUUACGUGGCUUCGAGCUUUGAGAACAGCUUCGUAACGCCCGAUUCAGCUCGUCUACGACGCAUGAAUACCUUCAUCACCUGGAGUCCGACUACCAAUGACGAGCAGCAGUGGGUCGAAAUCCACCUGGCUCACCCUACUCCCAUCUACGGAGUUAUAGUCGGCGGUGAUGCCUUCGAUGACAAGUUUGUCACCAGUUACCACGUACUUUUCUCCGAGGAUGGUAACGUCUUCUCUUACAUCACCGAUCAGAGAGGCGAUACCAGCAUGCCUAAGGUGUUAAGCGGACCAGUGGAUGGUUCCACUCCUGUCAGACAGAUUUUCCAUCCUCCGAUAGAAGCUAAGGUCGUCAGGAUAAAUCCAAUUACCUGGCACAAGGGCAUCGCUAUGCAGGUCGAACUCGUUGGUUGUGGAAAGAACAUGGUGACGACAACCACUGCUGCGCCUGUGCUUACCACACCCCUCAUUACGGAAAGCAUCGUUCAGCCAAUGUGCGACGAUCCGAUGGGCUACGACAGCUACUUAAUGUCUGACAUGCAAGUUUUUGUCUCCUCGGCGUUUUCCAACUUCGUACCGAACAUGCGAAUCUCGUCUACUGAAAUCUGGCGCCCACUGCUGGACAACCCGGACCAAUUCGUACAGAUCGACUUCCUGGAGCCGCGAAACCUUACGGGCGUCGCCACUAUGGGUGGCUACGAUAGCUGGGUAACCGCCUACAAAAUCUAUUACGGUAACGACGGCAAGAUUUGGAAUCCAGUGCUAGACGAGUUUGGUGCUGAAAAGGUCUUCCUUGGUAACGUCGACGAUUUCCAUAUCAAGAUCAACUACUUUGACAAACCCAUCGGUGCGAGAUUGAUGAGAAUCGUACCUAUUAAAUGGCAUCGACACAUUGGUCUCAAGUUCGAAAUUCACGGUUGCUUCCUCCCAUAUCCACCUAUCGCACUACCUCCUCCAGUAUUCCCACCACCACCACCACCACCGAAACCCUCGGAAUGCAACGUUUGUACCGGAGUCGCUGUUCAAGGAGAAAACACGUGCAUGUGUGAAGGAUCUUUGUGGUGGGACGGUCGAUUCUGUGUCACCAGGCAGGAGUGUCCUUGCGUAGGAGAACACGGAUUGUACCCCGUAGGCUCAGGGUACGAGACUCCAGACUGUCAGCACUGCCUCUGCGCUUUGAAUGGCGUACCGGUCUGUCAACCCAAGAUCUGUCCACCUUGUAACGUACCCGGUGAGCGACCUGUCGUCACAGAGCUCUGCGGUUGCAUUUGUCUGCCCUGUCCAGCUGGUACAAGACUCUGCCCAACGAGUCUCACUUGCAUCGACGAGAGCAAGUGGUGCAACGGUGUCCUGGACUGCCCGGAUGAUGAGGAAAACUGCGUUGCUGUUUCGGUUUCCGCUAACACUAACGUUGUCAAGCAGACCAUCAUCAAAAUCCAGUGCCAGACUAGCUGUCCACCUGGUUAUACAAUGGAGAACGAUAACUCUGUAGAAUCAAAUUACGACUCGGUCGGCUCUUACGCGAACUUCAACUUCUCAAUGGAGAAGACCGAAUCUAUCAAGACCUCUUUCACAAAGCAAAUAAUCAAAGUAAAGGUACCACCGCCUGCGAAGACCUUCCAGAGUCGUAUGGGCGGCGAAGAAGAUCAAAUGUGCCCGAAAAUCCUGUGUCGACCCAACAUCGAGAAAUCGAACUAUCUCGAAUCUACGUGUGAGAAGAUCGAGUGUCCUUCGGGCUUCCAACCCAAACAUGACCAAUCCAAGAGCUAUCGCAAGACAACCAUCUGCGAUAACACCUGCGUACCUAUUCCGCCUAAAGAAAGAGUCUGUAACGUCAUUGGCAGAACAUUUACUACUUUCGACAAUCUUGAGUAUAAAUACGACGUAUGCAAUCACAUUCUAGCGAGAGAUCGUGAUGACAACAGAUGGUACAUUAUCGUUGAGAAGGUAUGCAAAGACCAAAACCUAUCGUGUCUAAAGACCCUCGUGGUGAAAUUCGACGAACACAUGGUCGCACUCCAUCCGGACAUGUACGUCGUGGUCGACGGCAGUAUGUACAGCGCGAGUGAAGUUAAGCAUCUCGGGGAUAAAAAUCCUUGGAUGAAGCUGUCGCGAGUUGGUAACGCUCUGCGAAUUGAAUCCCGCCACUAUCCAGUCUGGGCGAUGCUUGAAUCGGACGGCACUAUUAAAAUCGGCGCCUCCGAAGUACUCGCCGGACACGUGGAUGGAUUGUGCGGAUUUUUGGAUGGUCUGGCUGCUAACGAUCAGCAAACUCCUGAGGGAAAUAUGGCCAAGAGCACGAAAGACUUUGGUGACAGCUGGAAAGUACUGGACAGUGCCGAGUGCAAAUUGAAGGUCUGCCCAAAAGAGGCCCAAGAAGCUGCUUGGAAAAUGUGCACUUUGGUACGUGACGCCUCCUUCGGUGCUUGCGACAAAGCCUUGAACAGGGAGCGAUUCGUAUCGAGUUGUCUCGAAAACAGUUGCGCCUGUUUGAGCAGUGGUAAUGCGACCGACCAAGAAUGCCGCUGCCGUGCUUUGUCCGCGUUUGUUGCUGAAUGUCUUGCGGCGGAUAAAAACGUAGACUUGUCGAGUUGGAGAUCGGUACACGACUGUCCUGCUGUUUGUGAUGCUCCGUUUGUACACAAGGACUGCUUUAGGAACAAAUGCGAGAUGAGCUGCGAAAAUCUGCAGCAGCUAGAUCCAUGCCCGGUUAUGGAUGGACUAUGUAUACCAGGUUGUUUCUGCCCUGACGGUUUCGUGCGUAAUGGUGACACCUGCAUACCACCCACUGAAUGCCGUGACUGCGUUUGCAAUGGCCUCGGCAACUCUAAAUAUGUCACCUUUGACAAGAGCAACCUGCUCUUCGAUGGAAACUGCACUUACGUGCUCUCCAGAGAUGUUCUCAAGAUAUCGGAUGGAGAAAAUAAGAAUCAUGCAUAUCAGGUCUUAGUUAGCAAUGGAGCUUGCACCGAAGGAAUCUGCACUGAAGUUAUCACAGUAAUGUACCAGUCUCAUAUUGUCCAAAUAAGAAAAGGAAAAUCUCAGCUUGUGAGUAUUGUUGACGAAGAACAAAUCAACAAGUAUCCCCACAAGACAUCUUGGAUAAAACUUGAAGAAACUCAAAACGGAGACAUAAAUCUACUCAUCCCUGCGAUUCAAUUGGAGCUCAUCAGUUUCAAACAUAAUUUUGCAUUCAUGCUCCGACUGCCUUCGCACACUUUCGGAGGAGAUAUGGAAGGUCUUUGCGGUAACUGCAAUGGCAAGCAGGAAGACGACCUCAAAAAGCACGAUGGAGAGUUUACAAAGGAUGCGCAGGAAUUUGGCAAUAGCUGGCUCGUAAAGAAACUUCCGGCAUCCCUGAACUUGAAUCAAGAGCACUGCUCAGGUCCAACGAAGAGGCGCGACAAUGAAUGUCAAGAAAAGCCAUCGGCUAACGAGUACUGCGAACAGCUACUUCAGGACGAAGCAUUUAGACGAUGCCACGGUCUCGUUGACCCACUACCCUACUACAUGGCCUGUAAGGAUACACUUUGCAACGGCGGCACUGAUGGUUGCGCCAACUUUGAGGCCUACGCAAGGAUGUGCUCGGUUGCUGGUAUUUGUGUCGACUGGAGAACUGACUCGCUUUGUCCCUUCCAUUGCCCGACUCAUCUGCUCUACCGGGCAUGCGAGUCAGGCUGUCCUGAAACCUGCGAAAAUCUCAACGGCGAAAAACAGGAGAAGUGCACUGCAUCUCAGAUUGAGGGCUGCUUCUGCCCAUCGGAUCAGAUCCUUCGCAAUGGUACCUGCAUUCACAAACGCAAUUGCUUCGUCUGCGACGUCGAAGGACACGUUGACGGUGACGUCUGGCAGCUCAACAAGUGCACCGAGUGUACCUGUCAAAAGCGACUGAUGAAGUGCCAAGAGACGAGUUGUCCGGCUGUCCAGACCGUUUGCGAUGAAAACUCAAACGCGGUUGUUGUGCCUGGUACCGAGAACGAUUGCUGUCCUAAAUAUCUGUGCGUACCAAACCCAACGGAAGCACCGGCGUGUGUCGAAACUCAGCAACCCGAGUGUGGCUACGCGCAAACACUAAAGACCACAAUUGACAAAAACGGAUGUCAGAAAUUCAUAUGCCAAUGUGUACCCGAAAGUGAGUGUCCAAUAUUGGACGGCAUAGAUAUCAGAGGCAAAGACUCUGGAAUAUUAGAGCCAGGAUUCGUCACGAUAACGAACACUUCCGGCUGUUGUCCUAGAAACGAAAAAAUCUGUCAACCUGAAACCUGUCCACCAACUAAUUCUUGCCAGAAAUAUUCUGUGCCGAUUGUCAAAGUAGAUCCCAACGCGUGUUGCCCCAAAAUCGAUUGCGAGCCACCUAAGGAUCUCUGCCUUUACUACAUGGACUCAAGCAACGGGCUCGAGUUCUUAGACAACCUCAUAGCGAAGGACAUUGGCGAGACGUGGGAAGACGGAAAGUGCAAGACGUGCACCUGCGAACUUCGAGAUGGAAUACCGACGCCAAACUGUGUUACUAAAGAGUGUCUUGGUAAUAUUGAGGAACAUCCCGACUUCCGUGACUUUGUACUCGAGCGAGUUCCCGUGGAUAACGCUUGUUGUCCUCUUAUCAAACGUGUGGCUUGCAAGCACAAUGCCCAUGUCUACCAGCCUGGCCAAACAUGGAAUCCAGAUCCGAAGGACAUCUGCGUAACGACCGAGUGCGCAACUGAAUCGGACGGUCUCGAAUCUGUACUGACACGGAAGACAAUCGUCCAGGAAUGUCCAAUAACUUGCGAAUUCGGUUACGAAUACAGACCAUCGUCCGAUCGAAGCAUCACUUGCUGCGGCGAGUGUGUUCCGAUCGCCUGCGUCUACGAAGGUGAACUUAAGUACAUAGGAGAGACCUGGCAGUCAGAAGAUUACUGUUGGACAAGGUCGUGCAUAGCUGAGAACGGAUCGCUUCGCGUGCAAGUGUCAAAGGAAAACUGUGAGAUUGUCGACCCGUCGGAGGAAGACAACUACAAGUUAGACUAUCAGAAGGUGUUGGGCAAAUGCUGUCCCAACAUCGUGAGAACGGCUUGCUUGAGUGAUGGCAAGUAUUACCAACCGGGACAAAACUGGCAAUCGUCGGACGACGCUUGUGAUAUCGAGUCUUGUAUAUUUACACCAGAGGGAAGGAUCGUCAAACAGAAAGCGUCUCAAACUUGCAACAAAGACUGCGCAAAGGGAUGGGAGUAUCAAGAACCAGAGUUUGGAACUUGCUGUGGAGAGUGCAAACAGGUUUACUGCGUUGUAGACGACCUUCUGUAUGAACCAGGCACAACCUGGUAUUCCGAUGACAAUUGCACAGCUUUCUCGUGUAGUCAAAAGAACGAUUAUCUGUUCAUAAGUAAAAGCACGCCAGUUUGUCCAGAACUAAAUUGCGAACCAGAAUUGAUGUACGAUGAUGGUUGUUGCAAGAAAUGUAACAUCACAAGUGAAAACAAAGUUGAACAAGCCUGCGCCGCGGAAGUUUUCGACUUUGAAAAGACUAUUGGUAUACUUGUAGAGAAGAAAGGAUCUCACGGCAUUUGCAAGAAUUUAAAACCUAUCGUCGGUUUAACAGAGUGCCAUGGACACUGUAACUCUUCGACGCACUUUAACAUAAAAACUUGGGAACAAGUGGUAGAUUGUACCUGUUGCAAACCAGUGGAUUACAGAAAGAUAAACGUGGAAUUAACGUGCGAAGAUGGAAAGAAAUUCAAAAAGAUUCUUACUGUACCUUCUGUGUGCAUGUGUGAAGGUUGUGCAUCCGACAAUUCUGAAGACAUGAAGAGGUUGCAUUCAUUUUACGAUGUCAAAGGCCACAGGAAACAUGGAUUGAAUUCCAUUAAUAAUCGUUAGGCUAACCGCGAUCGCCAAUUCCAAGUAUAUGUGUAAAUAUUUUACUUAAGCUAAGUUUUCUUUUGUAUUUAUGUAACUAUAAAUUUUUACCAAUAAUGAAAAUGUAUAUUUUUUAAAUUAUUAAAUUUAUAUUUAAUAAAUACAUGACCAACAGGUUUCUUUGUAUAACAAAAUGUCACCGUGUUAAAGAAUACCUAACACUCUUUGAGACCACAGACAGGUGCAUUUGGUAACACAAUCCACAGAAGACAGCACCAGUUUUUCACUUUUUCAGUUUAAAAAAGUUUUAAACAACCUG